GUUACAAAAUGCAAGCCACACCCGACAACAGUCAACAACCAGCAAAGAUUCAAUUCUUUUAGUUUUUGAAUAUAAUUUAUACGAUUGUUUGUAUUACAUCUUCCACUCAACCUGCAAAUUGAUGUGUUUUAGAAGUUGUAUUCAGAUAAUAUAAAUUAAUGGCAAAGCUCGAUCUAUUACUUUUGUAAGAUAUUAUGUGAAUCUUUAUUUUUUAUUUAGAGUAUACGACGCAGUAUUGAAUUAAACUAUUCCAUUUCUCAUUAUUCUUACAAAUAAAACAAUUCAGUUCAUUUUAUUAACACUAUAAAACAAUGUUACGAAUGAAAAUAAUAGGUGUGUUAGCUUUGUUUCAAUUGUUUAUGUUUGUUUAUAAAGUGAAUGCCUUAGAAUGUUAUGUGUGUGACAACCAAGAGGAUAACUCGGAAAAAUGUGUAAAGACUAUCAUGACAUGUGAAUAUAAUCAAGAUGUAUGCCUUACUGAAAUAAAAUGGGGAAGCACUCCAUAUUGGUCACAAGGAGCUAAAAAACAAUAUUAUGUAUCAAAGAGAUGUUCUAAUAAAACAGAUUGUGCUAUGACCCGCCAACAUUAUAUGCCGCUGUGUACUCAUAUUUGGUACCAAGAUUGGACUUGUUCAGAUUGCUGCCAAGGGGACAGGUGUAAUUAUUACAUUAUUAGCGGUCAGUCAGCUAUAAAACCUGCACUAGCAGUGUUUUUUGGAACAGCAGCAGCUGUUGCUUGGUUUUUUAGAACUAUUUAUAAUUGACACAAGACAUUAUUUUGUAAACAUUCCUAAUAUAGUUAAAAUGUAACAAUCAAAUUAAUGUUAUUUUGUAUUCAGGGCAUAAUACAAUAUAUUUAUAUUUGACUACCAAAAUUUUAUAUACACUUUUGAAUGAUAAGUAACUUUCAAUUUAUGACAAUACUGAUGGCAAAGUUCCUCGUUCUCUUUUAAUCAUUUUAAUAAUUUUAAUAGAAAUUAAAGUAAGGAACUUAAUUUACAGCACUGUACUUACUGUUCUUUGGACCAUAGUAUUCAAGCUCGACUAUAGAUUGUCUUUAAUCCGUCCAAUGUCUAUAAUAAGACAUGAUUAUAUUAUUUUUACAUUACUAGAUUAAGUUAUUGUUUUUACUGUCUUAAAUCCGUCCAUAAAAAGACUAUUAUUAUUAUAUAUUUUUAUUAUUAUAAGUAAUUAUUUUGUACUACUUUCUUAGGAAUAUAAAUCAUAUUUUUAAA
This is a messenger RNA of Colias croceus (clouded yellow), 1235 nucleotides long. RefSeq lists its product as uncharacterized. The transcript is spliced from 3 exons. Bases 312 to 764 code for a protein of 150 amino acids. NCBI's taxonomy places the organism in Eukaryota, Metazoa, Arthropoda, Insecta, Lepidoptera, Pieridae. The record is from RefSeq and is a predicted model, not a curated record.